This is a messenger RNA of Calidris pugnax (ruff), 5756 nucleotides long. It is a transcript of the gene CRB2, whose product is annotated as crumbs family member 2. The coding region runs from base 1017 to 5135 and encodes 1372 amino acids. Gene Ontology annotation, cellular component: protein-containing complex; plasma membrane. Gene Ontology annotation, molecular function: calcium ion binding. The transcript is spliced from 17 exons. Gene Ontology annotation, biological process: heterophilic cell-cell adhesion; establishment or maintenance of epithelial cell apical/basal polarity. NCBI's taxonomy places the organism in Eukaryota, Metazoa, Chordata, Aves, Charadriiformes, Scolopacidae. The record is from RefSeq and is a predicted model, not a curated record.
GGCAAGGCACGUGCUCCGUGGGUUUUAUAUUCCAGAGCAAAAUCUGAAGGGAGCAGUUUCCUAAAUUGAGCUGGGAAGCGGUGUUUCCAGAAGUCUAAAACUUGGAAAUGACUGAUAUCAGAAGUUUGUCCACGGUGACCUGUUCCUUCAGUUAAAAUUCUGUCUCUACUGGGCUCCGUGGGGAAUGUGAGCACUGGAAAUCCUGGCUGGGCUUGGAACUUGGGGAGCUCACUUCUAGGUGCUGAAAUUACAGGGGCCGUCAAGCAGAUUUUGUUUCAGACAUAUUGAUGAACUCCGGUGCACAUUCAGCACACCAGUUAGCAGAGCUACACUUGUGCUGCAGAUCAAUAUCACCUUUUGCAGAAGCUCAGCAGGAGCUUGGUUUGCCUGCUGUUGCAAGACAUGAAGUAGAAAAUGUGCAUCAACCACGCUCCCUAAGAGAAGUGGAAUAAACUAGAGCUUCCCUCAGGGCAGAGAGAAGUGCUGAAGCCCUCAAAACCUCCGCCUACCCUCGUCCCUGGUCCCAUUAUGCAGUUAGAAGCAAAUGAGGAUAUUUUUCAGAAGAAGAGGUGAGGGAUUAGGCCUGAUUUAAGUCUGCAAGGAUCAUAGAAUUAAGGUCUGUUAAGGAAUCUGACAAAUGGAUGGCGAUGGAAACACCAGGAUUUAGCAUCUCAGCAAAAUGAAGUGUGUGCCCAUCUGCCAGUGUGUGCUGCAGGGAUCCUGCCAAGGCUGCCCGACCCUCUUACCCGAGUGACAGCAGAGCCAGCAACUUCUGCACACCCAGUUUAGGAACUUCAUGCUCUGAACAUGACAGUGGCUGUUCCUCAUCCCCCUGUAAGAAUGGUGGGAGCUGUAAGGAUUUGGAAGGGGGUUACCAGUGCACCUGCCCCACGCAGCCCGUGGCCUACGCGGGCACAGACUGUGAACUCCUGUAUGACGCGUGCGAUAAACACGUGUGUCCUGCCCCGUGGAACUGCAGCGCGACUCCAGGACGGCUGGAAUACGAAUGCAUCUGUAUGCCUGGCCUCACAGGUACUGAUUGUCACGUUGGUGUUAAUGAGUGUGAGAGCAACCCUUGUAAAGACCCUCGUUUUGAAUGUGUAGAUAGUGUAAAUGGAUACACCUGUAAAUGCCAAACAGGACUGAAUGGAGAAGGCUGCCAAACAGAAAGCUCUGUGUGCUCUAGCCACCCCUGCCUAAAUAACGGGACGUGUGUCGAGGGUCCUGGGGACUAUUCCUGCGUCUGCCAGCCGGGCUUCACCGGGGCCAACUGCAGAGACACCAUUGAUGGAUGCGCCUCCAACCCCUGCCGGAACGGAGCCAUCUGCCGAGCCGGGGUGAAUGAGUAUAGCUGUUUCUGUGUGCCGGGGUUCCAAGGAUACAACUGUGAAAUAGACAUCAACGAGUGCGCGUCCCGGCCCUGUAAAAACAAUGGCACCUGCCUGAAUGAGAUGGAUCACUAUGUGUGCCAGUGCAUCCCCGGCUACACAGGUAUGAACUGUGAUGCUGAAAUAGAUGAAUGUGAAUCAGAGCCUUGCCAGAAUGGGGCCCUGUGCAAUGAUCAUGUUGGGUUCUACACCUGCACAUGUGCACCAGGCUACCAGGGAGUCCAGUGUGAGGUGGACAUCAAUGAAUGUGCGAGCCAGCCGUGCCAGCACAACGGGACAUGUCAUGACCUCGUUAACAGCUACCGGUGUGACUGCAGUGACACAGGCUUCGAGGGGAGCCACUGUGAGCUGGACAUCCUGGAGUGUGCCUCCCAGCCCUGUCUGAACGGUGCCCUGUGCGUGGAGGGAAUCAAAAGCUACAGCUGUGCCUGCUGGCCAGGUUACACGGGGCAGCACUGUGAGGAGGACGUGGAUGAGUGUGCAGCAGGUCCCUGUCACAACGGAGGCGUGUGCUUGGAGCGCUCCAACCCAGCCUACUACGGAACACGGCCCGACUUCCCCAGGAAUUUCAGCUACAGCCAAGCAGAUGGUUUCCUCUGUCAGUGCCAGCCAGGCUUUACAGGGGAGACCUGCUUCACUAACAUCGACGAGUGCGAGUCCCAGCCGUGUCAGAAUGGAGGGCUCUGCGUGGACCUUAUCAAUGGCUUCUCUUGUCACUGCCUGCCAGGUUACUCAGGUGUGGAAUGUGCUGUUAACAUCAAUGAGUGUGAGGAGGGUCCCUGCAAGAAUGGAGCUGUCUGUGAGGAUGGCAUUGCUGACUAUACCUGCCACUGUGCCCCUAGCCAGGAUGGCAUUGUAUGGGGAGGGAAGAACUGCUCGGUCAAGCUCACUGGGUGCCAGACGCACGACUGCCAAAAUGAGGCCUUGUGCAUCCCAACCUACCAAGCUGAGAGCCACGGCCACCUGUGCCAGUGCCAGCCUGGUUUCUAUGAUGCCACAUGCUCAACACCAACAACGUUUUCCUUUGCUUCCAGAGGGUAUCUCCUCGUUGAGCUGCCCGUGAACAAUCAGAGCAGGAGGGACGUAGCAGGAGAUGACCUUGCCAGCGUGUCCCUCCGCUUCAGAACCACCUUGCCCAGCGCCAUCCUUUUUUACCGAGGCCAUGAAGCUGAGUACUUGUUCCUGGAGCUCUUUGGUGGUGUUCUGCUGGCAGGACUGAAGAGGGAGGAUGUUGGGUACCUGAUGCUGCUGGAGGGGCUUAGAGUUGAUGAUGGCCAGUGGCAUAAAGUUGAAGUUGUUCUGCACAGCACUCUGCAGCUGAAGCUCUGGCAUGACUCCUGUGAUGCAGGUGUCUGCCUGAAGAGCUCUUCUGUCCCACAGGGCCCUGCUUCCAUCCCACCUGCCUUCCUCAACAUGUACAUUGGAGGUGCUGGGGAUCCAAUGGCCAACAACACACAGAGCCAGCAAGGCUUUGUCGGCUGUCUGGAGGACGUUCAGGUAGAUGCUGAACCUCUGCUGCCGGUGGAUCUGCCCAUGGAUGAGUCCUCCCCGGUGAAGAGGGGCUGUGACCGGACAGAGUGGUGCCUCUCCCAGCCCUGCUCUCAUGGAGGGCUCUGUGUGGACCUUUGGGCAACCUUCAGGUGUGACUGCUCCAGGCCUUACGGAGGCCCAGCUUGCUCAUAUGAGCGCCCAGCAGCGACAUUUGGCCUGGAGAAUUCCACCAGCUUUGCCUCCCUCACCCUUCCUGAUAGCCUUGGUGCAAACUUCAACGUCUCCUUUUUCAUUCGUAGUCGGAAACCAAAUGGUUUGCUCUUGCAAAUUGGCAACGAAACUGACCCCUGCCUCACCAUAUACCUGAAGAAUGGCAAGCUGAGGGUAGAGACGGCACCUACAGAUACUGUGACAUUUCCAGAAAAUUUAGUUGAUGGGAGAAGACAUUUGGUAGCUCUGUCUUUCCAAGGAGGAAUGGUUGGUGCUCACCAAUCAGACACCUAUGUGAAGCUGGGACAGCUCGUAGCAAGACCUCUUUUAGCUGGUUAUGGAGUGUAUAUUGGUGGACACCCUAACCCAGGCAGCACUGACAUGUGGGGAGGGUAUUUUAAAGGCUGUUUGCAAGACAUCCAACUGAACAGCCACCAAAUACAGUUUUUUCAGGUUGAGAACUACAGUCUGCCACAGGAACCCAACAGGACUCAAAAUGAUAACCUUGUGAAUGGUUGCAUCUCUGAUAACACCUGCAAGUCUGAACCGUGUCAGAAUGGUGGCAGUUGCAUUGUCACUUGGAAUGAUUUCCAUUGCAGCUGUCCAGCAAACUUCACCGGGAGAUUCUGUGAAGAGAGAGUCUGGUGUGAAAGUGACCCAUGUCCUGAAGCAACCACCUGUGUAGAUGUUGUAGCAGGAUACAUGUGUCUGGCUAACGCCACGUUUAAUAGUUACGCUGCCGUUGAAUUUACCACCAACUCAUCAGUGACCAGAACUCUGAGCAGCCUCCACGUAGAUUUCAGAACCAGGGAUGAAGAUGCUGUUUUGCUCCGGGCUGUGGAAGAAGUGGAUUCCCUCCAGGUAGCCAUCAAGAACUCCUCCCUGCUUGUUGACAUCAGGAGUGGGAAUAGCAUCGAAGGGGUCAGGUUCCUGAGCCAGAAGAGCGUCACGGAUGGUGCCUGGCACACCCUCUCCGUGUCCAUGGAGGAGCCAUCUGCGCUCUCCUCCCGGUGGCUGGUUCGUCUGGACGGGUCAGUGAACUUGACUCUGCAGGGAAAUGCUGGCAACUUGGACUUCCUAAAGAACAACGCGCUGAUUGUUGUGGCUGAAAACUUCACGGGCUGCCUCGGGCAGGUGAAGAUCGGGGGGAUCUACCUGCCCUUCACUGCCCACCCCUCCUACCCGCAGCCAGAGCAGUUCCAGCGUGCGGGCAGCGGGGACAUCCCGCUGGGCUGCGCCGGGGCCGACGUCUGCGCCUCCAGCCCCUGCCUCAACGCCGGCACCUGCCAGGACCUGUUCAACUCCUUCCGCUGCGCCUGCGGCCCUGGCUGGGGGGGGCUGCUCUGCGAGGCCAACCUCGACGAGUGCCAGUCCAGCCCCUGUGUUCACGGGGACUGCGUGGAUGGGGUGGCAGAUUUUCAGUGCGAAUGCUUCCGGGGGUUCAUUGGGAAGAGAUGUGACAUCAACGUCGAUGACUGUGUGCGGCACCAGUGCCUGAACGGAGCCACCUGCGUGGAUGAGGUCUAUGGCUACUCCUGCAAGUGCCCUCCUCAGUAUUCGGGACCUCGCUGCGAAUGGCCCUUCCCCCCCGAGCAAUGUGGGAAGAACUUCACCUGUCUGAAUGGUGGGAAGUGCAUCAGCGAGAGCUGGGGAGCCAACUGUUCCUGCAAGCCAGGCUUCACGGGAAGGAAUUGUCAAAUUAACAUAAAUGAGUGUGACCCAAACCCUUGCCAGAACGGAGGGACGUGUCAGGACUCUGAGAACAGAUACGAGUGUGUGUGCAGCGCCAGCUACACGGGAGAGCGCUGCGACGUUAACAAGGGGACUCCAGGUGCUCUCUUCCCCUCCCCACUAAUUGAAGUAGCUGUCCCUGUAGCCUGUGGCUCUUUGCUGCUCCUCAGUAUCGGGCUCAUAUUCAUGAUUCUCACUGCAAGGAAGAGGCGUCAAUCAGAGGGAACCUACAGCCCGAGUCAGCAAGAAGUGGCAGGAGCUCGGUUGGAGAUGGACAGUGUCCUAAAGGUGCCACCUGAAGAGCGGUUAAUAUAGGCACUGUCCUGGCAAGGAGAUGCACCCACAAGGUCUGCUUUGACCUUGGGCUGGUCCCAGCGCUCGCGCAGCAGCUCCUCUCCCAGUUCCCUUAAGGGCCGCGAUGAAGACCUGGACUUAGCAGUGAAGGCCGAGCGCGGGGCGGGAGCUGCUCCGGCCGGGCCAGGGAAUGGCAGCCACUGCACACACUGGCUCAAAGGGAGCCCCCUCCUCCCGCCCCACGGACUGCCCCACGGGACCUGCUCUCACCUUCCUCUGGCUCCUUUCAGGCAGCAAUGGCAUAGUUAAAUCUGCUUUAAAAGGCAGGGUUAAAUUAGGCACUAAUUUACAGAUUGAGAUCUAUACAUGUAAGGAGUGUUGUAUAGAGGGUAUUUAUGAUGGGUUUGUAUAUACUGGUCUGUGUUUGCCAACAGCUGAAUCGCGUUCAAAGCUUUCUCAGCUCAGGUGUGCGAGGUUUUCACAAGCAGAGCCUUCAACAGCAACAGCAGCUGCAGCUCCCGCCCGGCGACAGCCACAGCCUGACAGGGAGUGGGGGGGAAUCUCUGAAGCCAUUGCAGGAAGCAGUGGUUUGUGACGUGCUCCCCGUUAGACAUUCCCCGGGUACCGCACAGGGAAGGGGCA